AUGGCCUCUCACAACUACUACGGCACGCCGCCGCCCCAGCACCAAAACUACGGUGUCCCCAAUCCACAGCAGCCGGCCGCACAGUCGGCUUCUUCACCCUACUACACUCCUUACGACGCAGCCUCGACAGUCUCUUCCUACCCGCCUUCGUACGCGCCCUAUUCCUCACAGCAGCACCUGACCAGUGCUCCUCAACGGCCGCCGCAGAGCGUGUCGCCCGUGUCGCCCUUCGAGACGCCCUUCGAUGACCAUGUAUACCCGACCAACUCACGGCAACCGGGCGGCGCGUCCGCCCAAAGCCUGCCUCAAGACACUGGCUACCACGGCCUAGGUCGGACGCCGUCCGAGGACCAAAUGAUGGCGAAUCAGGAUGGCAUCCCCCUCCAGAACCGGCCCACCAAGGAUCUCGAGGGUAACGAUCACGUCUACGAGGUGCCUCGGGGCACCAACAGGGCGCACAAGGGCAAGGUCCGGUUUGGCGAGCUGGGCAUGUUUGGGGCGGGACAGAAGAAGAUUACAUUUGUCGUCUACUUCUUCACGCUUGUUCAGGUCGCAGUGUUCCUCGCCGAGGUCAUCAGGAAUGCGCAACUGACCGGCUCGCCCAUCAUGAUCAAGCCUCAGUUCAACCCCAUGAUUGGCCCCUCUAGUUACGUGAUGAUCAACAUGGGAGCGAGAUUCACCCCUUGCAUGCACAACAUUCCCGACCUCCAGGGCGGUUCGGGUCCUGUCUUUUGGCACUGCCCCAAUUCAACGACUGACGACACGGACGAUCCGCGCAACAAGUGCACGCUCUCCGAGGUUUGCGGCUUUGGCGGCGUCCCCAACCCCGUCUACAACAACAAGGACCAGUCGCCCGAGCCUAACCAGUGGUUCCGCUUCAUCAUCCCCAUAGUCAUGCAUGCCGGUAUCAUCCAUAUCGGCUUCAACCUAGUCCUCCAGCUGACGCUCGGACGAGAUAUGGAAAAGGCCAUUGGCUCCAUCCGCUUCUUCCUGGUCUACAUCUCGGCGGGGAUCUUUGGCAAUGUUCUGGGUGGCAACUUUGCGGGCGACGGCCUGGCCUCGACGGGUGCCUCGGGCGCCCUCUUCGGCAUCAUCGCCCUGACCUUGCUUGACCUGUUGUACUCUUGGAAGGAUCGACGCAACCCACUGAAGGACCUGCUCUUCAUCGGGCUCGAGAUCGUCAUCUCGUUCGUCCUGGGUCUGCUCCCAGGUCUGGACAACUUUGCCCAUAUCGGCGGUUUCUUCAUGGGCCUGGCCCUAGGCAUCUCGGUGCUGCACUCGCCCAACGCGUUGAGGCGCAGAAUUGGGGAGGAUGCCUCGUACGCGUCUGUCAAUGCCGGAUACCUCAGCCGCGAGACGCCUUCAUUCAUGCGGAACCCCAUCGGCUUCUUCAAGGGCCGCAAGCCGCUGUGGUGGGCGUGGUGGCUUGUCCGAGCGGGCUUUGUUGUGGUGGUUGUCGUUGUCUUCAUCCUGCUAUUGAACAACUUCUACUUCUACCACCACACUUGCAGUUGGUGCAAGUACCUUAGCUGCAUUAAUGUGAACAACUGGUGUGACAUGGACAAACUGCAGUUCACACCCAAGGGAUCGAAACGGGCCCUCGAGUUGCUGAUGUCUGGCACCGAGCAGAUGAGCAAGCGUUUGUCUUGA
Messenger RNA from Thyridium curvatum, 1650 nucleotides. RefSeq lists its product as uncharacterized. Gene Ontology annotation, biological process: proteolysis. The record is from RefSeq and is a predicted model, not a curated record. The transcript has 3 exons. The coding region runs from base 1 to 1650 and encodes 549 amino acids. Lineage: Eukaryota; Fungi; Ascomycota; Sordariomycetes; Thyridiales; Thyridiaceae. Gene Ontology annotation, cellular component: membrane. Gene Ontology annotation, molecular function: serine-type endopeptidase activity.